Messenger RNA from Anopheles maculipalpis, 9559 nucleotides. It is a transcript of the gene Ufd4, whose product is annotated as E3 ubiquitin-protein ligase Ufd4. Gene Ontology annotation, molecular function: metal ion binding; ubiquitin protein ligase activity; protein binding. NCBI's taxonomy places the organism in Eukaryota, Metazoa, Arthropoda, Insecta, Diptera, Culicidae. Gene Ontology annotation, biological process: anatomical structure development; proteasome-mediated ubiquitin-dependent protein catabolic process; protein K63-linked ubiquitination. The coding region runs from base 74 to 9556 and encodes 3160 amino acids. Gene Ontology annotation, cellular component: nuclear speck. The record is from RefSeq and is a predicted model, not a curated record. The transcript has 9 exons.
CACCAACACCCGCACACGAAGAUCGCAGCUUUGAACAGUUGUUGCUGCUAGGGCAGCAAACGACGGUGUUAAGAUGGGAGACGUCGAUCCCGAAACACUCUUGGAAUGGCUCUCGAUGGGUCAGGGCGACGAGCGCGACAUGCAGCUGAUUGCUUUAGAGCAGCUCUGCAUGCUGCUGCUCAUGUCCGACAAUGUAGAUAGAUGUUUUGAAAGCUGUCCACCAAGAACGUUCCUUCCCGCGCUGUGUAAAAUAUUCCUCGACGAGCUAGCCCCGGAAAAUGUGCUCGAGGUAACGGCCCGCGCUAUCACGUACUAUCUGGACGUGUCCUCCGAAUGUACCCGGCGCAUCGUCGCUAUCGAUGGUGCCAUCCGUGCAAUCUGCAAUCGGCUCGAGGUGGCCGAUCUCGAAAGCCGUACUAGUCGCGAUCUCGCCGAACAGUGCAUCAAAGUGCUGGAGCUAAUCUGCACCCGGGAAGCGGGUGCGGUGUUUGAGGGCGGCGGCCUUAACUGUGUGCUCACGUUCAUCCGCGACAGUGGUUCGCAGAUUCACAAGGACACGCUGCAUUCGGCGAUGGCCGUUGUUUCGCGAUUGUGCACCAAGGUUGAACCACAGGGAGCGAAUGUGCAAACGUGCGUGGAGAGUUUGAGCACGCUGCUGCAGCAUGAAGAUCCGUUGGUGGCGGAUGGUGCGUUGAAGUGUUUCGCCUCGGUAGCGGAUCGAUUCACACGCAAGGGCGUAGAUCCUGCACCGCUCGCCGAGUACGGACUGGUGAAGGAAUUGCUGAACCGGCUAAGCAAUGCGGCCGGAGGUCCACAGAUUUCAUCCAGCGGUGGUGGUGGUGGUGGUGGUGGUGGUACCGGUAACGCAACGAUCUCCUCCAGCUUGGGAACAAACUCCUCGACACAUCCGGAAUCAUCACCGUCGACCGCCCAGCUUUCCUCCUCCGCACCGAAGACAGCACAGGGAGCGAUGGAGGCGGGCCGUUCAAGCCAAUCGAUCGCGACCACCAUAUCGCUACUGUCGACCUUGUGCCGCGGUUCACCCUCGAUCACGCACGAUCUGCUCCGUUCGAAUCUGCUCGAGGCAAUGGAACGUGCGUUCAAGGGAGAUGAACGGUGCGUGCUGGACUGUAUGCGAUUAGCUGACCUAAUUCUGCUCCUACUGUUCGAGGGUCGUCAGGCACUGGGGCGCGUUGGAGGCUCACAGGGUCAGCUGGCGCCUCGGGUAAGGCGGGCCGAUUCCAGUACCGAGCGAACUCAUCGUCAGCUGAUCGAUUGCAUCCGUAGCAAGGACACCGAGGCACUGAUCGAAUCGAUCGAUUCCGGCGGCAUCGAUGUCAACUGUAUGGACGAUGUGGGCCAAACGCUGCUAAACUGGGCGUCCGCCUUCGGGACACUGGAAAUGGUGGAGUUUCUGUGUGAUAAGGGUGCGGAUGUGAACAAGGGACAGCGCAGCUCGUCCCUACACUAUGCGGCCUGCUUUGGACGGCCGGGCAUUGCGAAGGUCCUGCUGAAGCAUGGCGCCAAUCCAGAUCUGCGCGAUGAGGAUGGUAAAACGCCACUCGAUAAAGCACGCGAGCGUCCGGAUGAAGGUCAUCGGGAGGUAGCGUCGAUUUUGCAAUCGCCGGGUGAAUGGAUGAUGGCAGCGACGCGGUCGGAUGUGAAGUGUGGCGAGAGUGGUGAUGAGACGGGUGUCGGAGAACCUCGGGGCGAUCCCGAGAUGGCACCGGUGUAUCUAAAGUUUUUCCUACCAACAUUCUGCAAAACUUUCCAAAGCACAAUGCUUGCGAGUGUGCGUAGAUCUAGCCUAGGACUUAUCAAGAAAAUGAUCCAGUAUGUUCAACCGGAGGUUCUCUCGAAGCUGUGCUCUUCUGAGGGUCUCCAAAGUUACGAGCAAAGCUUAGGCACGCUUCUAGUCGAAGUCAUCGCGAGCGUACUGGACAAUGAGAUUAGCUACAGCUGGCCACCGUUGCCGCAACCCUCAACGUCGUCGUGUCCGCCUCCUCCGCCGCCGAUCCUAACCGUGUCCCGUAAUAGUUCUACUAGCGUUAGCAAUAAUAAUCUCCUAACCAAGCACGGCUGUGCCGAGCGGUUGAGCAAGUUUGUGCAGGCCAAACGACAGAGGCGCAAUUCUAGCUGCUACAUAAUACCACCGCCACCGCCACUGCUACCGUUGACACCGCCACCAAUCUCGGCAAGAGCAAAACCCGACUCGGACGAAGACGCGGAUGACGAACGGAACGGGUUCAAAAGCAAUAACAAUAGUAACGACACCACAACCACCACCAACAAUCCUCGUAAUCGCACCCAAAGCAAUUGGUCAGAUCUUAGCAUUGCGGAUGAUGAAGAUGGCCAUCUGGUGGUGCUUACGAUUGUGCAAGAGCUUAUGUCAAAAACGCAAAACGAUUUCCUUGACCAUUUCGCACGCUUAGGCGUUUACACCAAGGUGCAAGCGCUGAUGGGCGAGCCCAGCUUCGAUGGUAACGACAAUAAUGAUGUGAUUAAAUCAACAUCCGAUGAGACGAAGGCAGCUGCGUCUACAGAAGCGUCCACCGCCGUCACGGUCACACCGAGUGGAUCUAGUGGUCCGGUAGUAGUGACUGCUGGUGCAACAAGUACUGCAACGACGACGACGGUGGCGGUUGAAGAUGCGAAGGAGAUACUGCACGGAAAGGCUUACCAUUGGCACGAUUGGAGCAUUUGCCGUGGGCGGGACUGUUUGUACGUAUGGUCGGAUUCGGCCGCGCUAGAGCUUUCGAAUGGAUCGAACGGAUGGUUCCGGUUCAUUCUGGACGGUAAACUCGCGACGAUGUACUCUAGUGGAAGUCCGGAGAAUGGGAGUGAUAGUACGGAAAAUCGUGGAGAAUUUCUCGAAAAACUUCAACGAGCCCGUGCUGCCGUCCGUCAGGGUACGGUAUCACAACCGAUUCUCUCCGCACCUAGCCUAGCCCGAAUAGCGGUCGGUAACUGGGUGCUGCAGAGCCAGAAAGAACAUCAACUACAUAUCAACAAUUCCGAGGGCCAUCAGGUAACGAUACUGCAGGACGAACUGCCCGGCUUUAUCUUCGAGAGCAACCGUGGAACGAAGCACACGUUCACCGCCGAAACUACACUGGGACCAGACUUUGCAGCGGGUUGGAUAAAUACCAAGAAGAAGAAGAUGCGCUGCAAGGCCGAGGCACAGAAAUAUCAGCUUAAUAAAUUGGCUCGUGAUUUGUACAACCGUUACUUCAAGGCAGCUCAAGCUAUACCGCGUGGUGCCGUUGCAAAGCUGUCCAAGAUUGUGCAUCAGAUCGAGAAUGCACUCGAAGAGCAGCAAUCAUCUUCGAAAACUGCCGCACUCAUCUCCAGCUCCACGCAGCAGAUUAUCACUCCAACGUCUGGCAGUGUGGCCAGUGUUAGCUGGCAGGAGAAGCUCUACAACGCAUUGAAUGAGCUGGUUCACCUGCUGAACGAGGAUGGCGUAAUUAGUGCGUACGAAAUGUACAGUUCCGGGUUGGUGCAAGCACUCGUGGCUGUACUUUCGCCCAACUACUGGGACUUGGGUAUGAAUCGCGCCAAAGCAAACAAAUACCAGAAGCAACGGCUAUCCAUCUUUAAGAAGUGUAUGUACGGAGGUGAAGUAAAAACGGGCAAAAAUACGGCAGCUAUUCUGGUGCAGAAGUUGGUCGCAGUGCUGGAAAGUAUUGAGAAGCUACCGGUGUACAUGUACGAUUCUCCGGGCGGUAGCUACGGGCUUCAGAUAUUGACCAAGAAGCUAAGCUUCCGCUUAGAACGAGCAGCCUGCGAACAGACACUGUUUGAUCGGACGGGACGUAACCUCAAGAUGGAACCACUGGCAACCGUGGGCCAUCUGAACAAGUAUCUACUGAAAAUGGUCGCCAAGCAGUGGUACGAUAUGGAGCGUUCAUCGUUCCUGUAUCUUCGUAAGCUGAAGGAAGCUAAGCCGGGCACGAUCAAGUUUCGGCAUCGACAUGAUUUCGAUGAAAAUGGUCUCAUCUACUACAUCGGCACCAACGGAAAAACGCUCGAGUGGGUUAAUCCAGCCCAAUAUGGACUCGUAACGGUAACGAGCAGCGAAGGCAAACAGCUACCCUACGGUAAGCUGGAAGACAUCUUGUCGCGUGACAGUGUGAGCGUAAACUGCCACACAAAAGACAACAAAAAGUCAUGGUUUGCGAUCGAUUUGGGAAUAUUUAUUAUUCCCACAGCGUACACGCUUCGGCACGCACGUGGUUACGGUCGUUCCGCGCUUCGGAACUGGAUGUUCCAGAUGUCGAAGGAUGGCAUCAGUUGGGUCACACUGCUAACGCACACGGAAGAUAAAAGCCUCGCUGAACCGGGCAGCACCUGUACCUGGCUGAUUGAUUGUCCUGCCGAUGAGCAGCAAGGCUAUAGGCACGUGCGCAUUCAUCAAAAUGGACGCAAUGCAUCGGGACAAACGCACUACCUGAGUCUGAGUGGGUUCGAAAUCUACGGCAAAGUAAUGUCGGUGUGCGAAGACAUGGACAAAACGGCAGCCAAAGAAAAUGAGGCGAAAUUGCGCAAAGAGCGUCGUCAGAUAAGGUCACAGCUGAAGUACAUUACCGAUGGAGCGCGUGUUGUGCGCGGUGUCGACUGGCACUGGGACGAUCAGGAUGGAAACCCACCCGGCGAAGGUACGGUCAUUGCGGAGAUCCACAACGGUUGGAUCGAUGUGAAGUGGGACCAUGGAAUGCGCAAUUCGUACCGCAUGGGAGCGGAGGGCAAGUACGAUCUGAAGCUGGCGCACGUGGACGGUUUGGUAGCGGCUUCUUACGAUCUACACAACAGUGGAAUAUCCGUUACAACCGUAGGCAAUAAUAAUCAAUUUUCAUCCUCCGCCAAUGUCCUCCAGUGCGAAGUAGAUGGCGCCGUUUCCGGCAAGAAGAAAAUCUACGACAAAUCACUUAACGUACUGGCGAGUAGGAAAUCCAGCUCCACACCAAGUCUACCGGAUGCGACAACAGAAAAUCGUUCGUCCGUUGCUUCUACUGAGCAGGCAACAUCAGCCGACAAUCUUUCCUGGAAGCAAGCGGUAGAAGUAAUCACGGAGAAUGUUCUUUCUUCCGCACGCUCUGAUCUUGCAACGGUCGGCAAUGGCGGAAGUAGCAAUGAUUUGUCCUCCUCGGUAGUAACCGCCGGUGGUGGUGGAGGAAACAAUCAGGAAGUGUCCGUUACGGUUCAUUCUUCGCUAAGCGAGCGUGGAAACAACAUACCGGAUUUGUCGCAAAUUAACAGCAGCACAUCCAUGCUGGUGUCAGAUUUGGCCACCAUUACGGAGAAUCUUUCCCUUGCGGAUGGUCCGGUGAAGCAGCAGCAGAGCGCAUCGUCCACAGGCUCCGUGCAGCAGUUUGUGAGCAACAUUAGUGGAAACAGUGGUGGAGCUGGUAGUGUUCCCUUGCUGAUGGGAUCAUCGUCCUCCUCAUCCUCUUCAUCCUCGACGGAGGAAAACAACAAAACGAAUAACAUAAAUGAGACGAACAAUAAGAUCAACUUAACCAGCGGUGGUAGUGGUGCCAGCAGUGUUGCCAGCGGUAGCAGUGCAUCCAGCGGAAAGGCUGGCCUAUCCUACCUGCAAACACGCCUAGACAUGGUGGGUAAAAUGCGUGAGGGCGUCGAUAUGCUGCGAAACAAUACGAACAAUUUCCUUUCGUCAGAACUGCUCACCCAAACGAAUCUGCUUUCCUCGGUAAAGAUUGCGUUCCCACCGAUUCCUCCUACUAGCGCUGGAACUGGAAGUGGAACUGGAAACAGCAUUUUUGUGGGAAGUACAAGUACUGGCACAAAUCCUGUAACAUCCGCAGCUUCUUCGGGCGCUAAAACACCUACGGACAAGUUUGAUGUGAAGUUUAACAAUACUACUGGUGCGUCGAAUGGGGCGUCCAGUGUGUCGGUAAACACGUUCAAGAAGGUCCUUAAUGAAGCGAAGCAAUUCUCCUCAACAAUGGAUGGAACUUCAACGGGUGCCCGCGAUGCUACAAAUAAUUUGAAGAACAACAUAGUUGUGGUUGGAUCCACGGAAACGGUACUGGGAGCUUCCCAGGAUGAUCAUAAUACGGAUCCGUGUCUGCUUGGUUCCGUAUCCGGUAGUGAUGGAGUUAAUGUGGUCCCUGUUGGAGUGCCCUCGUCAAAUCCGAUGAGUGUAAGCGUACCAAAUCUAACAAGCAGUGGUAGCAGCAACAACCAUUCGCAUCAUCAUCACCAUAGUCAUCACCAACACCAGUCACAGCAGCAGCAUCUCCAUACUCAUCACCAUCCACCUCCGUCGGACAAUAGUCCGUCAACGAUGCAGAACGAUUCUCAAACGGCAGGAGGACCCCCGGGACUGUUGGAAACUUUCGCCGCCAUUGCACGUCGUCGAACGUCUGCCGGUGGUUCAAAUUCGGCCGCCAACGUUAACAACAAUAAUGAAAAUAACAACGCCGCCAAUCCAUCCUCAUCCACCUCUUCUUCGCAGCAAACGAUGCCGAUUAACAACCAGCUGAUAAGUGGUGCUGGUAGUGGAACAGGAUUGGUCGGUGGGGUGUUGCAGAACAAUAGCAACUUUUUCCCGCGAGGACCAAACUCCGUCACGAGCUUGGUGAAGUUGGCACUCUCGACCCACAGCGGACUGCUCAGUACGGCUCAAAGCUAUCCGAGUUUGUUCAGCUCUGCUUCGAACAAUAAUGCUUCGUCCGGAGGUCAGACAACAGGUGCGAACGGUGGUAAUAAUAAUAACAGCAACACCAACAAUAUGGUUGGAGUCGGACAGGUGAAUCCACUCAAUCCGGCCCUCACCAUGAGCCUCACCUCCACCUCGAGCGAUAGUGAGCAGGUGUCGUUGGAAGACUUUUUGGAGCAGUGUCGUGCACCGACACUGCUGGGCGAUUUGGAAGACGAUGAAGACAUCGAGGACGAGAACGAUGACGAUGAGAACGAGGAUGAGUAUGAGGAGGUGGGCAACACGUUGUUACAGGUGAUGGUGACCCGCAAUCUGCUGUCCUUUAUGGAAGAGCGUACGUUCGAGAAUCGACUCCCAACGGCCGGGAAACGCAAGUCCUGGGACGAUGAGUUUGUGCUGAAGCGCCAAUUUUCCGCCCUUAUACCUGCGUUUGAUCCACGUCCGGGUAAGACGAAUGUUAAUCAGACAAGUGACCUGGAUAUUCCUGCACCACCGGCAGGUGGACGACGAGUUGCUGCGGAGCAGGUUGAUCCAGCAGAACCAUCCUCAUCAUCCGGCAAAGCGAACGUUUUGGAGCAGGAAGGAACUCACGCCACCUCUAUGUCCUCGCUGCCGCAGCCAACGCUUUCGCUUGUACUGCGUGGGCCGAACAUAAACGGAGUGAACGAUGUGGAAGUUGAUCUGACACAUCCGGAUUGGACCAUUUUCCGCGCAGUGCAGGAACUGAUGCUGCAAACGUCGAUGCCCAAGCAGGACAAGUUCCGCAAAAUUUGGCAACCAACGUACACGAUCAUCUACCGUGAGGCAAGUCCCGGUUCGUCCUCUUCGCUGUUGGGUGGUGGAAAGGAGGACUUUAGCAGUGGGGAGGAAGGUCGCGCAACACCGAUCAUUUCGCUCUACUCGCAAAGAAGCCAUGGUUCUACCCUAUCGCCCAGUUCACCCAUUCCUGGAACUCCAUCUAUUUCGGGUGCAGCGGGUGCUGGCCCUAGUAGUGGUGGAGCUUUAGCGACAACUUCAGCCGGUUGUGCUAAUCAGCAGCAGUACUGUUCAGUUGAGGACGUCCUGCAAUUACUAUCACAGUUGAACAGCAUCAAUCAAUCGCUGGGAUCCGCUCCAACGAACAACGACAAGAACUUAAUACCCGAUGUGGAGUCUCAUUACCUAAAUCCGGAGGUGUUUAUGAGCAAGAAGAUCACAAACAAGCUACAGCAGCAGAUACAGGAUCCGCUCGUCCUUUCCAGCGGUAGUUUGCCAAAGUGGUGUGAAGAAUACAACCAGUCCUGCCCAUUCUUGUUCCCGUUCGAAACACGCCAGCUGUACUUUAGCUGUACGGCGUUUGGAGCAUCGCGCAGUAUCGUUUGGUUGCAGUCCCAGCGGGACGUAAGUUUGGAGCGUCAGCGUGCACCAGGUCUUAGUCCCCGGCAUGCCGAUCAGCAAGAGUUCCGCGUCGGACGGUUGAAGCAUGAACGCGUGAAGGUACCACGCGGGGAGAAUCUUCUCGAAUGGGCCCAACAGGUGAUGAAGGUGCACUGCAACCGGAAGUCAGUGUUGGAGGUAGAGUUUGUCGGAGAGGAAGGUACGGGACUUGGACCAACGCUCGAAUUCUACGCACUGGUAGCGGCUGAGCUACAGCGCAGCGAUCUUGGCAUGUGGCUGUGUGAUGAUGAGGAACCGAAGCUGAUCGAGGACGAGAUUGAUCUCGGUGAGGGUAGUAAACCGGUUGGCUACUAUGUGCGCCGCUCGACCGGACUUUUCCCGGCACCGUUGCCUCAAGAUUCGGAUAUCUGCGAGUACGUGUCGAAUUAUUUCUGGUUUUUGGGUGUGUUUUUGGCGAAGGUAUUGCAGGAUAAUCGGUUGGUAGAUCUGCCACUGUCGAACAGCUUCCUGCAGCUGCUAAGCCACAGUCGCUCAAUUUCUCGGGGUUCGCCGAACCACGCGCUGUUCGGGAAAUCAGGCCUAAGCGAUGAUAUUAUGCUUUCGUCCAUAAUGUCCGAGGAAAGUGAUCGUGAUCGGGAUCUGUUGGUGGAUUCGUAUCAAUCGAAGAUGGCCACCAGCGAAGGUGCCUGGUACGAUGGUAUACUGUCGCAGGAGAAUCUACAGGAGAUUGAUCCGAUCCGAUAUCAGUUCCUGAGGGAAUUGCAAGAGCUGGUGCAGCAGAAGCAAAACAUCGAGCAGAACGAUGCGCUCAGCUCGGAAGAAAAAUUGCAGCAGAUCGGCGAACUGAAGCUAAACACCAAAACGGGCUGUGUGGCGUUGGAGGAUCUGGCGCUUACGUUUAGCUAUUUGCCGAGUUCGAAGAAUUAUGGUUACGCUUCGGCGGACCUAAUUCCUAACGGAUCGAACAUCGAUGUGACGAUUAACAAUGUGGAGGAGUACUGCAAUCUGACGAUUGCGUUCUGUCUGCAGGAGGGCAUUGCGAAGCAGUUGGCCGCUUUUCAUCGUGGGUUCUGUGAGGUGUUUGCGCUGAACAAGCUGGCCGCAUUUACACCGGACGAGAUACGGAAGAUGCUGUGCGGUGAGCAAAACCCGGAGUGGACGCGUGAAGACAUUAUGACGUACACGGAACCGAAGCUGGGAUAUACGAAGGAAAGUCCUGGUUUCCUGCGCUUUGUUAAUGUGCUGAUGGGCAUGAACGGAUCGGAACGGAAAGCGUUCCUCCAGUUCACCACCGGUUGCAGCAGUUUACCACCUGGUGGACUGGCCAACCUACAUCCACGGCUCACAGUGGUCCGGAAGGUGGAUGCAGGCGAGGGUUCCUAUCCGUCGGUCAACACCUGCGUGCACUAUCUGAAGCUGCCGGACUAUCCGAACGAGCAGAUCCUACGCGAGCGUCUGCUGACCGCUACCAAGGAGAAAGGGUUCCAUCUGAAUUAAAUC